AUGGCUUUCACUGCUCCGAAAUGGCAGGUUGCAACCAUGUCUCUUCAACGCCUCCUUCGGCCAGCCUUAAACACGCGGCACCUCUCUAGAAUAUAUAGGCGAUCCUUAGUCAGCGAGGCCAAGGUUAGCGAUUUCGAUGCCGACCAUGAAGAGGACGCUAAAUUCCCAUCCCCACACGUGCGAAUCGAGAUACCACCCGGCUCAAGAGUGUCUUUUCGUACACCGGAUAGCCUCUUUAGUCACAGGCACAUUGGUCCUUCGGCAGAAGAGGAGAAAGAGAUGAUAAAUGUCUUGGAUCCUCCUGCUCAAGACUUGGAUGACUUCAUCGACCAGUCUCUGCCUCGCGAUAUUCGUGCAUCCAGACCGCUGUGGUUGCAGGAUGCUUUCAACGAGCCGAACAAGCUUGGUGUUCACGAAGUUGCCAUCGAGAGGGAGCUCCUUGCAAUGGCUGUCGAAAACAAUGCCUACUACAACUUUAUUGGCCAAGGCUACUACGGUACCAACACUCCUUCCGUCAUCCAGAGGAACGUCUUUGAAAGUCCGGCUUGGUACACCAGCUACACCCCAUAUCAAGCAGAGAUUAGUCAAGGCCGGCUGGAAUCCCUCUUGAACUUUCAAACCCUCGUCACCGAUCUGACCGGCUUAUCUAUUGCCAAUGCUUCGGUGCUCGAUGAGGGUACAGCAGCCGCUGAAGCCAUGACACUAUCUUUGAACGCACUGCCAUCAUCUCGUCAGAAAAAGGAAGGGAAGGUCUUUGUCGUGUCCAGUUCUUGCCAUCCCCAGACCAUUGAAGUCCUGGCUUCGAGAGCUUCCGGAUUUGGGAUCAAAAUUGUCACUGGUGAUGUCUUGAACGACGAUCAUAAGCUUGUGCGCGAUCAAGGAGACAAUCUUAUUGGUGUUCUGGCGCAAUACCCAGACACCAACGGGGGUGUUCAUGAUUAUCAAGGUCUGUCGGAUGCAGUCCAUGAUGCCGGGGCUACUUUUUGUGUUGCCACAGAUCUCCUUGCCUUGACCCUCCUCAAAUCUCCUGGCGAGUUUGGUGCUGAUGUUGCUCUGGGAAGCGCUCAGCGCUUCGGAGUCCCUCUGGGAUUCGGAGGACCCCAUGCGGCUUUCUUUGCUUGUAGUGAAAAGCACAAGCGUAAGAUUCCUGGUCGUCUAGUCGGCGUCUCCAAGGAUCGCAUGGGAAAUCGCGCUCUUCGUCUGGCUCUACAGACACGUGAGCAACACAUCCGACGAGAAAAGGCCACUAGCAAUAUCUGCACUGCACAAGCCUUGCUGGCAAACAUGAGCGCAUUCUAUGCCAUCUACCAUGGACCCAAGGGACUCAAGGCCAUCGCCAAACGAAUCUCUGCCAUGGCGAGAUUCUCACAGAUCCUCCUUGCUGAUCAUGGUUUCAAUAUCAUCACAAAAGGUAGAGAUAAGGAUGGCCUUGUUCUCUUCGAUACGGUGACUGUGUCUGCACCCAUGGAUGUGAUCCAGAGUGUCUUGGAAUCUGCGAGGCAAGAGCGAGUUUCGCUCAGAUACAUUGGACGGGUACCGGGUACAGGAGAUGCCCAAAUAGCCUUCUCAAUAGAUGAGACAAUUUCAACCAGGGUUUUGUUCAAAUUAUUGAACACAUUCGGCGUCAGCCUGGAGAGUUUCAAGGCCGCUCUACUUAAUCCAGCUAUCACGGAAAUGACGAAUGACGACAGUAUUCCCGCCAAUCUGGAGAGAAAGACACCAUACUUGACGCAUCCGGUAUUCAAUCAACACCAUUCUGAAACGGAACUUUUGAGAUACAUCCAUCAUCUCCAAUCCAAAGAUCUUUCUUUGGUACAUUCCAUGAUACCAUUAGGAUCUUGUACCAUGAAAUUGAACGGCACGACUGAGAUGCUCCCCGUUUCUUAUCAUGGAUUUUCCAAAUUACACCCUUUCGCACACCGUUCAAAUACUCGAGGCUAUGACAGACUAAUCAAGGCGCUUGCAAUUGCUUUGACAAACAUUACCGGGAUGCACACUACCAGUUUACAGCCAAAUUCAGGUGCUCAAGGAGAGUUUGCUGGCCUCCGUGUCAUCAAGAAACACCAUGAAAACUCGGAGAAUGGUCAAAAGCGAAAUAUCUGUCUGAUUCCUGUCUCGGCACAUGGCACUAACCCAGCGUCUGCAGCUAUGGCUGGCAUGAAGGUCGUUCCACUCAAAUGUGACACAAAAACUGGUAACCUUGAUAUCGAAGAUUUGAAAGCAAAAUGUGAGAAGCAUAAAGACGAACUUGCAGCCAUAAUGAUCACCUAUCCAAGCACAUUCGGUGUCUUUGAACCCCGAGUUAAGGAAGUCUGCGAAAUUGUACACGAACAUGGAGGACAGGUUUAUAUGGAUGGUGCCAAUCUCAAUGCACAAAUCGGACUGUGCAAUCCCGGAGAAAUCGGAGCUGAUGUUUGCCAUCUCAACCUUCACAAGACAUUUUGCAUUCCUCACGGUGGCGGUGGGCCAGGUGUUGGUCCAAUUGCUGUCAAGAAGCAUCUUGCUCCAUAUCUUCCAACCCAUCCCCACAGGGAUCCUCACAAUCGUCCCGGUGCAAAUACGGACGCUGAUUCCAAAGCAAUCUCUCCAGUCAGCUCUGCGCCAUGGGGAAGUGCGUCCAUUCUCCCAAUCAGUUAUGCCUACAUUCAACUCAUGGGUGGUGAAGGACUCACACAUGGUACCAAACUUGCUCUUCUUAAUGCCAAUUAUAUCAUGUCUCGGCUCAAGAAUCAUUAUCCGAUUCUUUAUACUAACGAAAACGGUCGCUGUGCUCAUGAGUUCAUUCUUGAUGCUCGUGGAUUUAAGGAGACCAGUGGAAUCGAAGCUAUUGACAUUGCCAAACGGCUGCAAGAUUACGGUUUCCAUGCUCCUACGAUGAGCUGGCCUGUUGCAAACACCUUGAUGAUUGAGCCAACAGAGUCGGAAUCAAAGGAAGAACUAGAUCGCUUCUGUGAUGCGCUUAUCGAGAUUCGAAAGGAGAUCAAAGAUGUCGAGGAAGGCAAAGUUCCUCGUGAUGGAAAUGUACUCAAAAACGCACCACAUCCUCAAGCAGAUCUCCUGACGGAAACAUGGGAGCGACCUUAUACCAGAGAGCAAGCUGCAUAUCCACUACCAUGGCUGCGAGAGAAGAAGUUCUGGCCAUCUGUGGCACGGGUGGAUGAUGCGUAUGGUGACACAAACUUAUUCUGUACAUGCACACCGGUAGAGGGAUUCGAGCAGGAAGGGAUCACCGGCAUGCAAGCUCCAACGCCGACAUGA
Exophiala bonariae is the source of this 3258-nucleotide messenger RNA. RefSeq lists its product as uncharacterized. The transcript has a single exon. The coding region runs from base 1 to 3258 and encodes 1085 amino acids. Gene Ontology annotation, cellular component: mitochondrion; glycine cleavage complex. Gene Ontology annotation, molecular function: glycine dehydrogenase (decarboxylating) activity; pyridoxal phosphate binding; glycine binding. The record is from RefSeq and is a predicted model, not a curated record. Lineage: Eukaryota; Fungi; Ascomycota; Eurotiomycetes; Chaetothyriales; Herpotrichiellaceae. Gene Ontology annotation, biological process: glycine decarboxylation via glycine cleavage system.